This is a messenger RNA of Erythranthe guttata (spotted monkey flower), 2493 nucleotides long. The record is from RefSeq and is a predicted model, not a curated record. NCBI's taxonomy places the organism in Eukaryota, Viridiplantae, Streptophyta, Magnoliopsida, Lamiales, Phrymaceae.
AUAAAAUAAAAACUUUCACAUUAUUUUAUCUAUUUAUCAUCAUCAUAAUAUUACACAUUCAUGACAGGAUCCCAUUUGUUAUUAACAAGUAGUGAUUACUCCAAUACAAUUUAAUAAUUGAUUAAUUUCCCACAACUAAUUCAAGAAUCCAUAAAAAAUAUUCAUUUUUCUUCUUUUAGCACAUAAUUUAAUAUUAUUACAUAUAUUUCUUUUUGCACCAAACUAUAAUUACAUAUCAAAAACCCUUUUAAUAAUAAUUAAAAAAAAAACACUUAUUCUCAAACAAAAGAUUAAUGACUGCAAGUGCAAGCUACGCUAAAGAAUCAAGAAACACUCCUCCCAUGGUUAAAUUCGAAGCCACUCCUUCUCGAAGCUCCGUCUCUUCUUCACCUUCUUCUUGGUCAGAGCAUAGUAAUUUUCCACCUACAUUUAUCGGAGCUGAUCAUUGUAUAAACCUCGUACCGUUUUCCAAUCACGGACACCAUGAUUUUCGUAGUCGAAAAGUGUCGUUUUCGGGUUGUUUGAAUGCGUCUCCAAAACCAUGGGAUAGGUUGAAGCUGUGGUGGAGUUGUUUUCCUCUCAUGGCUUGCCAGGAAACUGAUUUUCCAGGUCCUGUUUCAUUGGAAGAUAGAAACAAGAAGUUUCCAGGACAACAAAAGAGUGGGGAUAAAAAUGAAGCAGAGAUCUCUGUGCUUCACAAAAUGCUCGAUAAGCUGCAGCGUCGACAGAGCAACGAUUCGUCUCUCACUAUGCUUUCGAAUUCUUUGCCUCCUAAAAUGAAAGAGUUGCUGUCUGAAUUAGAAAUGGUGGAAAACGAGAUAACGAGACUGGAGUGCCAGAUCAGCCAGCUCAAAUCCGAAGAGAAACACGAAAAGGAAUCCCACGUGGAAUAUUCCAAGGCGAAACGAACGCUCGACUAUAAUAAUAAUGAUCACCACGAAUCGAACGAGAAGGUGGCGUUCGAUAUAAAGGCCCUGCAUUUCAUCACCAAAGCCAUAAAAGGAGAUUAUAAAGAGAAAUGUACGAACAACUCAUCGAAAAGAUUCUCAACUCGAAAUCGAAAAGAAGACGAAAAUGUGCCGUUUCAAGAAAAGGUCUUACGAAGAAACGGGACUGUGAAACCUUCCUCCCCGUCGACAGAGCCAAGGCAUCCAACCCCAUGGUUAGAUAUAAAAUUCCCCUCGACACCGUUACACACGGAGGAAGAGAACAUUCAAAGAUGGUCUCCGAAUAAGUUGUCUGAGAAUAUAAUGAAGUGUUUGGUAUUCAUAUUCGUGAGGCUGCUUCGAACAUCUAGAGCUAUAGAGUUGGAGAAAUCGGGCCCCAUUAUCCGGGCCUCGUCUAGCUUUUCCCUCAGCUUCAGGGCUGAAGCAAGCUCGAAUUCGAAAACGGGCCCCGCGUUUCAAAAGGAAUCUCGGCAGCGAGAUCCUUAUGGAAUCUUUGACUGUGAGGGAUCUAUACCGAGGGAUAUCGGUCCUUAUAAGAAUUUGGUUAGAUUCACUUCGAGCUCGGUGGACGCUAAGUGUAUCAAGAAUUCGAGCUAUGUUCCAUUGUUUCAGAAAUUGAAGGUUCUGAUGGACGGUCUUCGGAGAGUUGACUUGAGGUUUUUGAGUCAUCGACAGAAGCUAGCCUUUUGGAUCAACAUGUACAAUGCUUGCAUCAUGCAUGGAUUCCUCCAAUAUGGAGUUCCAUCUGUUUCUAGCCCUGAGAAGCUGCUAACACUAAUCAACAAGGCAACUCUGACUAUCGCCGGUAGCUCAAUCAACGCUCACGCAAUCGAACGCUUUAUUUUGCGGAAACCAUCCGAUUCGCCGGACAAAGAGAUUAUGGGGAAAGGAGGAAAGGACAAUAAGCAGAUGCUAGUUCAUCAACUAUACGGACUAGAGACACCUGAUCCAAAUAUCGUGUUCGCCUUAUGCUGCGGCACUCGUUCCUCUCCGGCAGUGAAGAUAUACACGGCAGAAGGUGUGACAGGCGAACUCGAAAGAUCGAAACUCGAGUACCUACAAGCUGCAAUAAUGGUGAAAAGCAACAAAAGGAUCGGAAUCCCGGAGCUUGUGCUGAAGAACAGGCACGAUUUUGCAGAUCAUGACGUGGACUCGUUGAUGGAGUGGCUGUGCCGACAGCUGCCUACUUCCGGAACUCUCCGGAAAUCGAUUGUCGAUUGUUUUAGGGGGCGGCGUGGUGGUGGUGGUGGUGAUAAGGCAUAUUCCGUUGUUGUUGAGAAUAUACCUUAUGAAUUUGAGUUUCAAUACCUUUUGGCCAUAUGAUGAUCAAUCUAAUUAAUAAGUUUGUAUGUUGAUGGUGCAAAUUUUGCGCUUUCAAGACCUCCCGUUGAACUCAACCCACUCGAUCAUCGGAGAAUUCACCCGACAUCGGAUCUAGGGCCGGCGGUGCAGAAUAAGUCACCGGAAAAUUCAAGAGAGUAUAUUAUUAAUGUUAUAUUGUAACCUAAUAGGGUUUUUCAUUUAGAGAAUUAUACAUAGCUAUUUC